Pyrenophora tritici-repentis Pt-1C-BFP is the source of this 1650-nucleotide messenger RNA. RefSeq lists its product as uncharacterized. The record is from RefSeq and is a predicted model, not a curated record. Lineage: Eukaryota; Fungi; Ascomycota; Dothideomycetes; Pleosporales; Pleosporaceae.
AUGGUUACCUCACAGAACGAGGUGGGCCUCAUCACCUACCCGGCCAUCGUCAACAUCGCCACGCUGGUCAUCUUCUUCUUCUACCUCGUCAUCUCCCUCUAUCUCGUCGUUCGACAAGGCCUAGGCCAUAGCUCGCCAUGGAUAUGGCUCUCCAUCUUAUCCAUAUGUCGCCUUACGCAGGUAGCGCUCGAUUUGGCAGCCACCACCAUGUAUCCCAUAGGACAGGCCGCAAACACGAGUCUCGAAAGCGGUGUCGCUAUCCUGACCACAAUGGGUCUCACGCCUCUCUUCAUGGCUACCAGCAGUUUACUGAACGCGACGACACGGCCAAAAGGACGGCGCAUGCAAUGGAUCCUGCUCGUGGUCCACAUACCUCUCAUUAUCUCGUUCAUUCUCAUUGUUGCUGGUGGUAUUGAUCCAGACUCACGCGAAGGGCCCACUUUUGCCGCUACGGAAUCGACGAAAGCCGGUGUCACGCUCUACUUGGCAUGUUUUCUUGUCCUGGUCUGGGCAACCACAGUCAUCUCGGCGCGUCUUUACCUUGCCGAUCGAGAUGAAGUACGUAUCCUUACGACAGUCGUGCUCAGUCUGCCGUUUUUCGUUGUCGAUAUCGUCUACAUGAUGUGCUUUGCCUAUGAGAAGUGGGUGGUCAACGACAGCUAUGAUGGAUGGAAGAGAAUGCGCUUCAACGUCAUCAGUGGAAGCGUCACCAUCCAAUUGUGCAUGCAAAUUAUUGAGGAAUGGAUCAUUGUUGCACUAUAUCUCUCUCUUGGAUUGGGUUUGCCCAGCAAGGCGGCGAGAUUGCGACGUCAAAUUGGAGACCAAGUGAACGAAGCAAGAAAUAUGGAUGUUGAUGCGCUACAAGAGACGAUAUUGUGGAAAAUGCAUGAUGCAGUAUCCCGAGUUGUUGCCGCCAUGAUUCUGUCAGCCCUGCAAUUUGUGCACUGGAUUUUGGGAAGAAUCCUGCAAAACGCCCAGAACGACACCAAAGACAACAAAAAGACCAAAGAGAGCAAAGAGACUAAGCAGACAAAGCAGAAGAGUGUUGACAGCCAGAGCAGCCACGAUAGUCAAAGUAACCCGCCAAAUUAACAUCGAGUGCCUCAAGGCCGGAACCAAAUUGCCGCACGCGAUCUGCUCGACCUAGGUGCUUUUUAGAGCACCUUUGGCACGCUCCCAUGGAACGUCUCGGUGGACAUUCCUACUUGUGGACUAUCAUCGCGCUAUAAGCAUACCCAGGUGGAUAGACGAUGCUCUCCAGCCAUGCGCUACUGCCAUCUUAUCGCAAGGAUUCCUAACCAUUCCAUGCAUGCGGAGCAGCCUUUCCGCACCGAUACCCAUCAUAGCAGCACUCGGAGAAGAACUGCCAUAUGCGCUGCAUCCUUUCCGUGUUGAGUCGCACCGGAGAGCCCUCAACCAGCGCCGAUUUCAACAAUACCCAGCCAAGGAGGAUAGGAGCAAGAGAGGACUCAGAAAGAGGGGCCAGAAGGCCGAAGUUAUAACGCCCAGAAGAGAAGUGGAGUACCCCAGUUCAAAGCACGGAUAAAACUUGUAAUAGUAGCAUAUGUAUAGUACAUACCCUAUAUUCUUCCUACUCCUACGAGAACCAUGUAUUUCCAAUAGUUCAGAAGCUUAUCGAAUUUCUCAAAA